This is a messenger RNA of Pocillopora verrucosa, 3083 nucleotides long. Its product is annotated as RING finger protein nhl-1-like. Gene Ontology annotation, molecular function: protein binding; ubiquitin protein ligase activity. The record is from RefSeq and is a predicted model, not a curated record. Lineage: Eukaryota; Metazoa; Cnidaria; Anthozoa; Scleractinia; Pocilloporidae. Gene Ontology annotation, biological process: protein polyubiquitination; proteasome-mediated ubiquitin-dependent protein catabolic process.
AGAAAUCUGGCAUUGAAAUCACUCGGCGCGAUCUUAUCAUGGAGGCCGAAGUCUUCGAUCGAUCGGCUGAGCUUUCGAUAGUUACGGGAUCCAAUCUCGACCCCAAAAAGUACUGGUAUGUGCUAACGAAAAGUCUCAAGCGCGCCAACAAAGGCUGUUCGUUCAACACCAGGCGCGAUAAAAAGCAGAGAUACUGAGAUUCAAGUCAAUUACAAGUCAAUUACAAGUCAAUCAGAUAUCAGAUGGAGCUAUCGACUGAAAACUUAGACAUUCAAGCUGGUUUAGAAGCAGAUGUCGUGGUUCAUCCCAUGCAGGGUAACCCGAACCAAGAAUUUCACGUAGAAGUGAGUUUGGAACCCGCUGAAAAAGUGCAAAUCGUCGGUAUUUAUAAAGGAGACGACGGCAAUUUUCACGUCAAGUUUAUUCCUGUGGUACCAGGCACCUACGACAUCUUCAUAGAUGGCGAGAAGCUUGUUGACAGUCAUUUUACUGUACAAGCGAAAGAACGACAGAUGGAUGUUAUCAGUAAAUUAGAAUUGAAGGGAGAAAUUCCUAAACAGCCCAUUGGAAUUGCCGUCAACAGCCAGGGGCUAAUCGCUGUUGCUGAUAUCCACAAACACUGUAUCUUUAUAUUCGGCGAAAAAGGAGAUUUCCUGAGAACACUCGGCUGCUAUGGAAAGAAACCUGGACAACUUAGCAGUCCCGUUGGAGUAACGUUCCUGAAUGAUGACGAGAUUCUGGUAGCAGAUGCACUGAAUCACCGCGUUCAACAGUUCAAUGUAAAGAUAGGUACCUUUGUACGAAGCUUUGGAGGAGAAGGAACAGGAGAAGGAGAGUUUAAAAACCCAGCAAGUGUUUGUAUGGAUGGCGAAGGACAUGUUAUUGUGGCCGACUGCUUCAACAACAGAAUCCAGGUCUUGACACAAGAUGGUGAGCCAGUGCUUAAGUUUGGAGACUACGGCUUAGGAAAGCUUGAUCAUCCCUUUGGGUGUGUCUUUCACAGAGGCAGAUUCAUUGUCUCUGAUGCCUGGAACAACUGUUUGAAAGUGUUUGACCGUUCAGGGACGUUUCUAAAAAGGAUUGGAGAGAAAGGGGAGGCUGAUGGGCAGAUGUGCUCUCCAUGGGGUUUGUGUAUUGAGAAAUAUAGCGAUCAUCAGAAUCUUCUUGUCUGUGACGGAAAUAAUGGUCGUAUUCAACAGUUCACAACGGAAGGUGAGUUCACUGGCAAAACUGUGUGUAAGCUGCAAUAUCCCACGGCUUUAACCACAACGCCUGAUGGACGCAUUUUGUGCUGCGAUUUACAGAUGGGUGAAGUGUUCAUUCUAAAAUGAUUGGUCUGCCAUAAACUAUUGUGAUUAGACUAGGAAAUUCGUAUUUUCACUGGAAUCAAUCGGAAGCAAAGCUAAAGAAACGUGACUCGGACACACGCUUUUUCAAGCAAUUCGAGUAUUUAUUUUGUCUUUACUUUAUCACGACCAGCUCUUGCGAAACUUUGGCCUUCUGCGCAGACGUCAUUACGCUCGCAUGUCACGCAAUCAUUCCCCAGCCCCCUCACAAAAACACUGUUGGGGUGGAACGAUUACGUGACGUGACGAGCUUAACAACGUUUGCGAAGGAGGAAAGAGGAACUUUGAAUUUUAGUUUUCAACACUCAACUGAAAAGCCUAGCUAGAGAUUAAAAUUUGCAAGUUAUCGAAGAAAACCACCUUUAAAAACAGGAAUCGUACUCAGUUUAGGUAAUCCUAUUGGUAGACUUAGCACCCAUAUCUAGAGGCCGGACUUAUGCUUUUUUAUGGAACCGAGUUGAGAGUGUUUUAAUUCGUGUGCUUUAUGAGGUAGCCGCAUGAAUUUACACUCACAAGACAAACACGGACUGGAAAGGGAUUGAUUUUAUACUUCAAAGAGCGACAAGUUUGAAAUAUAGUAAACUGGGUAUCUGUUUUUAAGUUACAUCGACAUUAUUCACCUUUCACUUUGCUUUAUAGAAAGGAUAAUAUCGAGUGAUAUAAAAACAAAAAAAAAAUUUUGCACACUAUAGUCCGAUUUUAAAAACUGACGUCAGAGUUUAGUCACCAGUGUCCGAAUUCAAACACUGGUGUCCAAAAUUGGAGACUAGUUCCUAAAAUCGGACUUUAGUGUCCAAAAUCGGACUCUACUGGCCAAAAUCGAGAAGUUGUGCCUAAAAUUAGACACUAGUGACUAAAAUCAAACACUAGUGUCGAAAAUCGGACGCUACUGUCCAAAAUCGGCCCUAAAUCAGCCCAAGAAACUCGCUCGAUGCAAAGGAACAAUCUCUUUAGCAAGGUAAGUUUGGUUUUAUUUAAAACUAGUUCAGAUUUUCUAGGUUGAGAAAGGGACCGUUUCUUCUCAUACAGGUCCUUUCAUUUCGGCCAUUGAGCAAGCUAAACAUAUUUGCAUGUUAUACGGAGGUUCAUUUUGUGAGCUUGGGCUACCAGUGGUGAAAGCGUACAUCUUGGGUUGAUUUCCAAAGCACAAAGAACACUGUUAUGGUCGCAAUAAAAAAAUUACGAGGGAGCAUUUAUCUGAAAAAAAUAUUAUCCUAGAGCUAGGCACAUCUUUUUACAUAUUAUUUCAACUGAUUCCUUUCUGUUCAAUUUGUUGCAUGCAACCUUAUUUAAUUCCGUCCACUGAUUCCUGGAAAUUCCUUGGCACGAUGUUACGAAUUUAGAUAUUAUUUUUUCAUCAUGAUGGUUACCAAAGAUGGUAGCUCGUCUAAGUAUGAAACUCAGCGGAGAUGUAAAUUCGAAUUCAAGCUUUAGCCGUUUUCCGUCAAAACUGGAGAAAAUAUGUUUGUUUUUGUACGAGAAAAAAAUAAAAGAACUAUUCUCCCUUAGAAGGAAAUGCGUCAUUAGUCUUUCUUUCUAACAUGAUAAACGAAACUCCAAUGCAUCCGCAUACGAUUGUUUCUGGAAAUCCUUCAUCUUAAGCCAUGAAUAUUAUUCGUCGAUAUUUCUGAAGCGUUUAGCGGAGAAACUUUCGUUUAACAGUGAAUGCCGUAGUUCCUAGCCGCCUGUGCACGAAUUUAAGUUCUGAAAUCUCGAAUCUACCUGGUGUUAGGUAUG